Elaeis guineensis (African oil palm) is the source of this 2196-nucleotide messenger RNA. RefSeq names its product probable inorganic phosphate transporter 1-10. Gene Ontology annotation, cellular component: membrane. Gene Ontology annotation, molecular function: transmembrane transporter activity. Gene Ontology annotation, biological process: transmembrane transport. NCBI's taxonomy places the organism in Eukaryota, Viridiplantae, Streptophyta, Magnoliopsida, Arecales, Arecaceae. The record is from RefSeq and is a predicted model, not a curated record.
CAAGUCUCUCCGCCCUCGUCAACAAUCCUAUGAGCUAAAGUCUUACGGGCAUCUUCCUUGGCACCUUCGUUAAUGUUCCUCGAGGAAAGCUAUUGCUCGCUUCCUACAAGAAUCCAUAUCAGCGGCGACUAUAUCUAUUAUAAACGCCAGGGUUCACCCGGUUUUAGUGAUCAAGAACAAGUAUAUAUAUAUAUCCGACUCCUCUUAGAAGGGAAUUAGUUGCGAAAAAAUGGCCGUCAAGGUGCUAACGGCGCUGGACCUCGCCAAGACUCAAUACUACCACUUCAAGGCCAUCAUGAUCGCCGGCAUGGGGAUGUUCACCGACGCCUACGACCUCUUCUGCAUCACCCCCGUCAAUGCGCUUAUCGGCCGGAUCUACUACGAACCCCAGGGGUCGGACCCCGGCGUCAUGCCCCCGGCGGUGGUCUCGGCGAUGGUCGCCGUCUCGCUCAUGGGCACCAUCAUCGGGAACCUGGUAUUCGGCGCUCUCGGCGACCGCAUCGGCCGGCGGCGUGUCUACGGGCUCACCCUCCUCCUCAUGGUCUCCAGCUCAUUCGCCUGCGGCUUCUCCCUCGGCCGCACCCGCGGCUGCGUGCUCUCGAGCCUCUGCUUCUUCCGCUUCCUGCUCGGCAUCGGGAUCGGCGGCGACUACCCGCUGUCGGCGACGAUCAUGUCGGAGUUUGCGAACAAGCGGACACGGGGGUCGUUCAUCGCGGCCGUGUUCUCGAUGCAGGGGUUCGGGAUAUUGGCGAGCUCGGCGGUGACGAUGGCGGUCACCAGGGCGUUCGAUGGGGCCACCGAGGAUUCGCACAUCAGUCCGCUGCACACGCCGGAGGGAGCGGACCUGGCGUGGCGGAUCAUACUGAUGAUGGGAGCCAUUCCGGCGGCCCUGACGUUCUACUGGAGGAUGGCCAUGCCGGAGACCGCCAGAUAUACAGCUCUAGUGGAACACGAUGAGAUCAAAGCGACCGAUGACAUGGGAAAGGUGCUUGGAGACUUCGAUCUGCAGUCGGUUGUCGAACAUUCAGAUACCUCACUUGUGCUGCCGCCACCGCUGCCUCCUACCUAUGGUCUCUUCUCCAAGCAAUUCCUAAGAAGGCAUGGCCGAGACCUUUUUGCUUGUUCCAUGGCAUGGUUCCUUGUCGAUGUCCCCUACUACAGCAACACCCUCUUCCAGUCCCUAGUCUAUGAACCUUGGUUCCCCAAGGCUCAAAAUGUUAAUGCUUAUGUAGAAGCCUACGAUGUUGCAAAGUUUCAGGCAAUCAUCGCCGUUGCCUCAACAAUCCCGGGCUACUUUGCUACCAUGUACUUCAUCGAUCGCAUCGGGAGGCGAAAAAUCCAAAUGAUGGGGUUCCUCUUCAUGGCAAUUUUCAUAUUUGCGUUGGCAGGGCCAUAUGACAAGUAUUGGCACAACCACACCAAAGUUGGGUUCAUCAUUUUGUAUGGCUUUACCUUCUUCUUCUCAAAUUUUGGACCUAACACGACAACAUUUAUCGUGCCGGCCGAGCUCUUUCCAGCCCGGUUCCGGUCGACAUGCCAUGGGAUCUCAGGAGCAGCAGGGAAGGUAGGCGCGAUGAUCGGAGCAAUAGGAUUCCUUUGGGCUUCUCGGAGUAGGAAGAAGAAGGAGCCAGGAAUUGGAAUGAUGAAUGCCUUGAUUAUUUUAGGUGGUGUUUGUGUUGUUGGAACGGUUGUAACCUAUUUCUUCACCACCGAGACUAUGAUGAGGUCUUUGGAGGAGAAUGAAGGUGGAGAAAGCAAUCACAGAGAGAAUGACCGGGAGCUUAAUGGAAGGGAGCUCCCAACAAGUACAACAAACUCAAGUCCACUCAGUACCCGACCUAUUCGUGGGUGGUCUCCUUUGGCUUCUCCUCUGUAAUUAAGAAUGAAAGGAUUGUGCUAUAGUUUUCAGUUUUCCGAUUUUUGUCUCAAAUAGGGAGCUUUAAUGUGUUAGGUACACGAGUUUGUAUCACAUUAGAAAAAAAAUAUAUGUCAUGAAAUAAUAGGAUGCUUUAAUAUGCUAUAUAUUAGCGUGUUUUGCACGCUGUGGCCCAAGUCGUCGUAAACUAGUGAUAUGGACUCAAGUUGCAGAACCAUCCGUUGAAUUGUAGGAAUUUUCUAUCGUUGCUAGGAAUCUGGAAUUCCUCAAAUUUAGUUGGAUAAGUUGACAUGGCGUUGAAAUAAAAGGACUUGUAUGAU